AUGUCAAUAGAUCAUGAGGAAUUAGAGCAAGAAUUGGAAACUCUAGAAGCAAUUUAUCCAGAUCUUCUUUCUUCUAGAGAAAAAGGAACGGGGUUGAUUGCCAUGAAAGUUCCCCAACACGAAUAUGUUACUGUGAGAAUAUCAUUCCCAUCUAACUACCCUUCGAAGGAGCCACCUCACGUCUUAGAAGUUAUAAUGGACUCCAACCAUCAUGCAAAUGAAACAUUUGAUAGAAAAUAUUUAAUUCAAUUAUUUCAAGAAGUUAUGGACUCUGUCUUUCAUAAGGAAAAUGUUUGCUUAUUUGAUUUCUUUUCUGAGUUAGAUGGUGUGUUAUAUAUUGAGCAAGAUGAGGAGAAUGAAGCUAAUAGCCUACAGGAAGACCACAGUAAAUUAAUAUCCACAGAUCCUUUUGAAGGUUGGUUCGCCUCUGACCCUAUUACAGAUCGUAAAUCUACAUUUUUAGGAUUAGCCACACAUGUUAAAUCUGAGGAAGAAGCAUUUAUGAAACUUGACUUACUGAAAACAGAUCCAAAAAUCAGAAAAUCCCAUCAUGUUAUGUGUGCUUGGAGAAUUAAAGAACUAUCAAAUGAUGGAAAAGAAAUCACAUUUCAAGAUUCAGAUGAUGACGGUGAGACAGCAGCAGGAUCAAGAAUGUUACAUUUGAUCUCACUAAUGGACACUUGGGGUGUAUUAGUUGUAGUAGUACGUUGGUUCGGUGGUAUUCAUCUUGGCCCAGACAGAUUUAAGCAUAUUAAUUUAACCGCAAGACAAGCAGUGAUUAAUGCUGGGUUUCAAAGAAACACGAAAUAA
Molecule: messenger RNA, 810 nt
Organism: Henningerozyma blattae CBS 6284
Lineage: Eukaryota; Fungi; Ascomycota; Saccharomycetes; Saccharomycetales; Saccharomycetaceae
Gene: YIH1
Product: Yih1p
Exons: 1
Coding region: 1-810 (269 amino acids)
Biological process (GO): regulation of translational initiation
Cellular component (GO): cytoplasm
Molecular function (GO): protein binding
Source: RefSeq, a predicted model, not a curated record